Molecule: messenger RNA, 1263 nt
Organism: Vigna unguiculata (cowpea)
Lineage: Eukaryota; Viridiplantae; Streptophyta; Magnoliopsida; Fabales; Fabaceae
Molecular function (GO): zinc ion binding
Source: RefSeq, a predicted model, not a curated record
AUGUUGCCUAUAGCAUACGCAGUUGUGGAGGUUGAAAAUAAGGACACAUGGUCUUGGUUCUUAGACCUUUUAAUUGAUGAUCUUGGUGGAGUUAAAUGUUGUGCCUCAUGCACCUUUGUAUCAGACCAGCAAAAGGGUCUGCUGCCAGCUCUAAAUGAGCUCAUUCCUGGAGUUGACCAAAUGUUCUGUAUGCGCCACUUGUACGAGAACUUCAGGAAGAAAUUUCCAGGGAAGAUUCUGAAAUGUUUAAUGUGGAGGGCUGCUUACUGCACACAUCCACAAGCAUGGGAAAAGGUUAUGUUGGAGAUCAAAGAAGUUAAUGAGGAUGCAUUCAAACAUUUAAUAGUUAUUCCUCCAAGGUAUUGGUCAAGAUCAAGGUUCAAUACCACUGUGAAAUGUGACACACUAGUGAACAACAUGUCAGAGGCCUUCAAUAGCGUGCUAGUGGAUGCUAGGAGUAAGCCAAUAGUUACCAUGCUUGAAGAAAUAAGGUUGUACAUGAUGAAUAGAUGGGCAAGUAAUAGAUUGAAAGUAAGUUCUUUUCAAAGUUCAAUAUGCCCUAAAAUUCGAGAUAGACUGGACAAGGAGAUGCAGUUAACAAAAUAUUGGGUUCCAAGUUGGUCAGCGGACAAGAUUUUUGAGGUCAGACAUGUUUCUACUUUGGGUGACAAGUUUGUUGUUAAUGUGGACAACAUGGAAUGCAGUUGCAGAAAAUGGAGUAUUACUGGCAUUCUGUGUUGCCACUCGCUAACUGCAAUGAGCUUAUUGAAUCUGAAUGCAGAACAAUAUAUAGCACACUGCUUACCUGGAAGACCAAAAAAGAAAAGGAGACUUCUAGCUUCUGAGCUCAAUAAAGAUGAAACCCAGGUUAGAAGAGCAGGGGAAAGGAAGAAGUGUGCCAUCUGUAAACAAGUAGGACACAAUAGAAGCACAUGCCCACAUGCUCCACCAUCUCCAGAACCAUCACCUAAUACAACCCAACUGUCAAGUUCUAAUGUAGGUGAUAAUCUGCCACCAAGUGUCAAUUUGACUCAAGCUUCAACUUCAAAUCAACCAAUUCCAGCAUCUGCAACAACCAUUCCAGCACCUGCAACAACAAUUCCAGCACCUGCAACAACCAUUCCAGCACCUGCAACAGCCAUACCACCACUUCCAACACAUCCCACUGCAACAGUAAAUGCACCACAACGUCCCCCAUCACGUGGCAGACCCAACAUGAGGCAGAAACUUCCAUAUAGGAGGGGGCAAGUUUGGAAACCGUGA